UCUGGUGUCCGGUAAGUCAGCUUGGAUUGUGCCUGGUUUAAAUACUGUGGCUGCUUUGUUUUUAAACAGUUCCGGAUUCGUGUUUCCAUUUAUGUCACAGGUGAUUGCAAACCAGUCAAAUGGAACACAUUCAACUUCAGCUUCAUGAAAUUGAGUUGCUGCAAUGCAUGUACCCAUCUAAAGAUGAAUUUAAGAUUCAAGAUGUAACAGUGCUUGCAGAUAUGUACCAGUACGUAAAUGGUGAAAUUGACACCCCUCCUGGAAACUUGGCAUUUACGGUGCAGUUUGUUUUAGAAAGGGAAUGUGGUGGCAAUUUGGUCUUUCAUGUAGAUGCCUUUUUCCCCUUAGAUUAUCCAAAAUGCCAUCCAGUUCUGUCUGUAAAAUGUGGGCAGCUAUUAAGAGACCAAAAUAAAGAGCUAAACAGAGACUUAAGAGAAUAUGUUUGCACUCUGGAAAAUGGGGAGAUUUGCAUGAUAAAUGUUCUACAAUGGUUUCAGGACUAUGGCCUUAAAUAUACACAGAAAACAGAAUACACUAAUAUGGAUGAAACAACUGCCAAGGAGAAAAUAAAUGCUGCCAAGUACAUAUUCUCAAGAUACCUAAUUCACAGCCACCACAUAUAUGGCAAAGACAAGCGCCGUAACAUUUUAGAGUGGGCAGGAGAAUUGUCUCUUAGUGGCUUCUGCCUUCCAGGGAAACCGGGCUGUAUCUGUGUCGAGGGUCAGAGAGCUGACUGUGAAGAAUUCUGGUCAAGGACGAGACUGCUAAACUGGCGCAAAAUUACUCUCCGUCAUCAAGAAGAAUUCCAGGUGGAAGGUGAAGCAGAAAUAGAAAAGCUACGAUGCUUUUCAAAGUUUGAAGAAAUUAACUUUGAUCCUCACACCUGCCAUGGUGGAAGAGAAAAUAUCAUGAACAAAGGGACAUUUUACCAGUUUCUGGUAGCCCACACAUGCCAACAUAUAUUUUCUUACUUUUUCAAUAUUGAAGGCCAAAUUUCCAAGCAGCAGAUUUAAGAAAGCUUAAGAAAGCUUGAGAAGACUUGAAAAUACACACACACGUUAAUAACAAAUUGUGAUAAUUUCCUUUAUUCUACAAAUAAUACAUUUUGCACCUUUUAUGAGCUAUCAAAAUAAAACAAUAAUCCCAUAGUAAUUACAUACACUAAGAAAAUGACAAUAAAGGAGAAUACAACAUUUUACCAAAUGUUCAAUACUAUUUGAAUAUAAAUGGUUCAGAGAUGUAUAUUAUAAAUCCCCAAUGCGUUGUGGCAAUACAUCAUAAUAAUAUACAGGAUUGCAAAUAAAAUUACAUUAUGAAGAUUCAAGUUGAACCAGCAUUAUACACUUCAAACAUCACGUUAUGUGGACUGCAUUGUACAUGCAAUAUAUCUAUUGAUCUAUAUUUAUGGAAUAAGUAGUGUGAAUAUUGUAUCUACUGCACUAAUUACCUACUACAGGAAUACAUCUGAAUAUUGAUAACCUGAUCAACUGCAGGCUCCAUGUGAUAAGCCACUGAUUAUCCAUUUAUAGAAUCAAUGAGUUAAAUUUACAGGGCAAGAUCCUAGACUUUUAAAAGAAUGACUAAAUAGAGUAUUAAGAAAAAAAAAACUGCACAUUUUAUGUGAUAGUCAAGCAACAUAUUGAUAUGAUUUUAAAAGACAGGUUUAUAUUGUAUACCCACUCAAGUAUUUUGCUUUUGAAUAGCGUCAAAAAAAUAAAAUAAAAAAAACAACAA
This is a messenger RNA of Polyodon spathula (Mississippi paddlefish), 1734 nucleotides long. RefSeq names its product RWD domain-containing protein 2B-like. The transcript has 3 exons. Lineage: Eukaryota; Metazoa; Chordata; Actinopteri; Acipenseriformes; Polyodontidae. The coding region runs from base 120 to 1013 and encodes 297 amino acids. Gene Ontology annotation, molecular function: protein binding. The record is from RefSeq and is a predicted model, not a curated record.